Molecule: messenger RNA, 6930 nt
Organism: Caenorhabditis sp. 36 PRJEB53466
Lineage: Eukaryota; Metazoa; Nematoda; Chromadorea; Rhabditida; Rhabditidae
Source: the annotation of a GenBank genome assembly
AUGCGAAAAAGUGAUCAUUUUUUCGUAUUAUUUCUACUAGCAAUCGCCACUUUUCACGGUAAGUCUCAAUUUCUUUGCAUUUCUUUGCAUUUCUCUGCGUCUCGCCCCCAUUUCCCCGAUGGUUUUGAAACACUUGACCACAGUGCGUAUCCUCCUUUUUCUGCCCGCACUUUGAAACAGCAGACGGUUCCGACAGGAUCCAAUCUUCACUGUUUCGAACCACAAACGAACGUGAAAAGUUUGUGGCAGACAGCACUUUUUUCGAGUAACUUUUAGAUUGUUUUAGAUUGACUAGUGCCUUGUGCAGAGUUGAGCGGAAGAAUUUUUAUCUUUUUUAGAAAAUUUUUUCAUGAAAUGUGAUCAACUGACGAAAUGUAGAGCAAAGUGAACUGUGCUUAUAGAAAAAUAAUUGUAAAUUUAGCUUUUCAUACAAAAAAGUUAGGGCUAACGGAAGAUCACUAUUGUCUAGAAAGCUUGUAGCAGAGUUGAGCGGAAGAAUUUUUAUCUUUUUUAGAAAAUUUUUUCAUGAAAUGCGAUCAACUGACGAAAUGUAGAGCAAAGUGAACCCUACUCAUAAAAAAAUAAUUGUAAAUUUAGCUUUUCAUACAAAAAAGUUAGGGCUAACGGGGAAGACGGAAGGACAUUUUCACGCAACAACUCGAAUAACUUUUUUGUAUGAAACGCUAAAUUUACAAUUAUUUUUCUAUGCGCACAGUUCACUUUGCUAUAUAUUUCGUCAGUUGAUGACAUUUCAUGAAAAAAUUUUCUAAAAAAGAUAAAAAUUAUUCCGUGUUCUUACGUUGAGUUCUUCUGAGUUGAUUCUAUGAUAUCUGUGAGUAUUGUAGCGUCAGAAAAAUGCGAACUAUUUUGAACUUAUAGACCUCUGCUUUCAUGAUAGAACUUCGACAAAUUUAAGGUUUCUGUGGGACGUCACGCCUUCACAAUUCCCAGUCCCUCUAGGUUUUGCCGGCCCGUGUCCUGGGAGUUGGUCCUAGAUCCGUCAGUGUCUAUAUCUUGGGCCGGCCCAGGUGUUUCAAAGGCUUUUUGAGGCCUUCCAGCGGACCAAAACUUUGCAGUCUUCUUGGACUUGGAUUGAAGUGUAUUGGGUUCAAGUUUCAGGCCGAACGGACCAUCUGGUGCCGAGAUAUGUGGAUCAGAGGCCGGAAAUGGGGUAUAUCUCGGGACCAGAUGAUGGGAUCCAUCUAAAACUUGGACCCAACAUACUUCCAUCCAAUUCCAAGAGGCCUGCAAAGUUUGGUCCCGAUCCGAUCAUUGCAAGUGGUUGGCACCCGGAAAAAGUGUAGAAUGUGUUUGUAAGCGCGCAUCGAAACCUUGAGGAAAUGUUGCGUAAUUCCUCGUUCUCCGCCUAGUCCAAUUCCAACCGGAAUACCCGAAUCGAAUGUUCGAAAAUCGAAAGAAUUCCAUCGGAAAACGAGGAGGAAAAGACCUUGGAAACGAAUGAUAUUGUACUUUCCGAAGCUGGAUCUCUUUAUCAAUUCCAUUUUUUUUCUGUGAAGGGAUUCUCACGCACGUUUCACAAACUUUUCCGCUCAAAAAUUCAUUUCUUCUCAUUGUCCGGUGUAAUCACUGAAUUCUCCAUUUUUCCAGUCGUUUCGGCGGAAGAGGAAAACGAAUUGGAUGCUUCUGGAGACUCUCCGCCCGGAACCGUCGGCGAUGUGAUCGAGGAGGCCAAGACGGACGAAGACGACAAUAUCGAGUGAGGAUUACUGUAGUUUUGGGGGGUUACUGUAGGCUUUUAGUUGAAAUUUUCUUGAAAAUUUUUUUUUUAAAUUUUGAAAAAAAAUAUUCUCUUUUCAAAGGAAACUGUAAAUGAGGAUUUCCGUGACAGCAUUGAAAUAGUAGAAAAUUUGGACAAAAUAGAGUGGGUGAAACUGGAAAACGUUCAAUGUUUCAUUCCUUAUUGAAAAUUGAGCUGACCAACUUUGAACUGAUAUUGUCGACUUUUAAAUUUUUCCUAGGGUUUUACAAAAUUUUGUACACAAUCUUGACGUCUAGUAGAGCAUUUUUGCAGUUGACACUUUUGUUCUACGCCCACGCACUGGACUACUGUAGCUCCUUAAAGUUACAGCACUUUGAAGCCUCACAAAACUUCUAAAAGUGGGCGUAGAAAAAAGUGAUCAACUACAAAGUUGUAGCGCUUGAAAUUUACUAUAUUUUUGUAGUUGACACUUUAUUGAUACACUCACUCCCUGAAUUACUGUAGCUCUUUGUAAGGGCUAUAGUCCCAAAUCUCAUCAUUUUCUUCAGCAAAUCGUGCAAAGACCGUCACGAUCUCUGCAAAUUCUGGACGUCGAUCGGCGAGUGCAACACGAACAAAAACUGGAUGGAGGACCAUUGUGCGGUCUCGUGUGACGUGUGCAACGGGACGAGCACGUGCAUAGACCGUCAUCGGCUCUGCGGCUUCUGGGCGACGAUCCGCGAGUGCGAAACCAACGCCGUCUGGAUGCUUUCAAAUUGUCCGAAAGCGUGUAAAGCGUGCAAAGGACGUGCACAUUCGCAGGGCGGAAGUGGUCCCGGCGGAUCAUUCCGCGAGCACGAUUGCACUUUUAUCACCACCAACGAGGACACUUCUAUCAGAAAGGUUUGCGGCUACUAAAAUAACAGCAAAGUUUAAGGAAAUUUCCAGCAAAAUCCGCGUUUUUUUUUGAAAACUUUGAACGCAGCAUAAUACAUAAAUCAAUAAUUGCAGACGCUCUCGAUCCGUGACGUGCGCGACUCGAACGCCAAUUUCAAUUGUGCUCCGACUCAGGAGAUCCCCAAUUGCAAUCGUAAUUUGUGCUAUCAUUUGAGGUAAACUUGCUGAAAUCAACUUGAUUUGAAGUGGCGAGCUUCUGGGACCUGGUCCCCGCGGGAUCAUUAAAAAUGUGUUUCAAAUGUGCUACUUUUUGUUACACAUUUAAAAAAAAACCGUAAUGAAAAACUACUGUUUUUUUUCUGUUGUUUUCGUUGAAUAUUAUCCAUUUCCAGAUAUCGCACCUUCGACGGAACAUGCAAUAACCUCGAAAAACCCAUGAUUGGCUCCGCGUUCACCGCUUUGAUGCGGCUGAAAAAGCCAAUGUACGAUAAUGGACUGAAUGCUCCGACUUGUGAGUUUUUUGCCGAUUAAAAACUCUCAUUUUCCACUUUAUUUAUUGAAAAAUGCACUCUCCAGCAUCGUUCCUUCGGAGCAGACCGUCGGCUCGUGACGCCUCCAGGCUUCUUCUUUCGUCGUCUACCCAGGUAAACUUUGAAUGGAUAUUGUAGCAUUUUGAGACGUCCUAUAGCUUUCCCAUUGUUUUUGUGAAAACUUGAUGUCUAGUAGAGCAUUUUUGCAGUUUACACUUUUUCUCUACGCCCACUCGCCGGGGUACUGUAGUCCGCCAAAGUUGGGAUACCUUGAAAAACUUUCAAGAGCUACAGUAGCCCAGUACGUAGGUGUAGAGAAAAAAUGUCAACUGCAAAGUUGUAGUACCAGAUGUGAACUUUAUUUUUGUAGUUGACAACUUUUUGGUACCUCCACUCCCAGGGUUACUGUAGCGGUUUGAAAUUGGCAUAUGCGGCCACAACUUCCAAGAGCUACAGUACCCCAGCGAGUGGGCGUAGAGAAAAAGUGUAUACUGAUAAAAUGCAGUACUAAAUGUCAAAAUUACGUUGGAAACGGUAUUCAAGUCAAGGAAGGUCUCAGAAGUCUACAAUAUUCGUUCAACGCCGACCAAUUGGAAAUGUUUUCAGAUCCAACACCAUUCGAACGCUCUUCUCAUGCAAUGGGGUCAAUUCAUUGCGCACGAUUUGUCCAAAACUACCAUGCUCAACAAUCAGGUUGGAAACACAACUUUUAGAACUUUUAGAACAUUUAUAUUGUCUGUUUCAAAAGUGGGAAAAAAUUGUGCAAUUAUAUAAACAGUUAUUGAGUUUUUUUUUCUCGAAUUUCAUACCUACAAUAUCAGUUUUCAGGAAUGUGCCGCUUGUACUUCGAACAAAGGAAGAUGCACUUCUGUUUUCCUGUCCCGAUCUGAUCCAACGUAAGACAACGAUAAUAUUUGGUCUUUUUUCUUUGAAUCGAUAUUGUAGACUUCUACGACGUCCUGGGGUUCCAGAAAAUUUUCUGUGAAAUCUUGACGUCUAGUAGAGCAUAUUUGCUCUUGACACUUUUUCUCUACGCCCACUUCCUGGACUACUGUAGCUCCGCAAAGUUGGAGCACUUCUAAGAGCUACAGUAACCCAGGGAGUAGGUGUAGAAAAAAAUGAUCAAUUACAAAUUUGUAGUACUUAAAAUUUACUAUAUUUUUGCAGUUGACACUUUUUCUCUACACCCACGUACUGGGUUACUGUAGCUCUUGGAAGUUUUUCAAGGUAUCCCAACUUUGCCGAGCUACAGUACGCCAACGCGUGGGCGUACAAAAAAAGUGUCAAGAGCGAAAAUGGUCUACUAGACGUCAAGAUUAUGUACACAAAUUUCUAGAACGCUCCCCACACAAUAUCCAUUAAAAAUUCACCCACCCGCGUCGUUCUCUUCAGAUUCGGCCGUUUCAUGUGCCUUCCGGUCGCGCGUUCGACCCCGGUCUGUGGGACCGGCGUCACCAAUUUUCGGGAACAAUUCAACGAGAAUACCGCUUUUAUCGACGGGUCUAUGGUUGGUUUUCGGCUCAAAAUCCGGAAUUUAAAAAAAAAACGAAUAUUGUAGAUUUACGGAAGCAGCGAUCGUGAUCAGUUUCUGUUCCGUCAGGGCGCUUUUCUCAAGACCAAACUGAUCAAUAAUCGCGUUUUUCCGCCAGUCGGUACGUUUCGCAACCGGUUGCAAAGUGUCCUGAACCGGAAAUUUUGCAGACAAGAACAAUAAUGUGGUGGCCGGAGACGAUCGUGCGAACAUUUUCGUCGGUUUGGCCUCCCUUCACGUUUUGUACCUCCGACAACAUAAUCGGUGAGUGACUCUAGGCAUACUGUACACAAAAAAUACAAUUAUACGCUUAACAGCUGGAUUGUACAAGUUUUGUGCACGAAAAAUUUGUGGCAAAGUUGAAAUCGUGAAAAAAAGUAUACAUUUUUACAUUUUCCCCAGAAUUUCAUGGGAUUACUGUAGAUAUUGUCGUUGUUUUUGAUGGGAAAAAAGUUUAGAAUCGCGGCGACCCUGCAACGAGUCAACCCGCAUUGGGAUCAAGAACGAGUCUUCCACGAGUCGCGCAAAAUUAUCGGAGCCAUGAUUCAACGGAUCACGUUUACGGUAAGGGGCGAGGAUUACUGUAGUUUGAAUGACGUUGCACGUAUUCUUGACAUUUAGCCCUACAACUUUUCAGUUGACACUUUUUUUGUACACCCACGCAUUGGAGUACUGUGGCUCUUUGAAGUUCGCGUACCGUGAAGCCAGCGCGCGCAGAAACUUUGAAACGCUACAGUAGCCCAAUGCGUAGGCGUAUCAAAAAGUUGUCAACUACAAAAAUAUAGUAAAUUUCAAGCGCUACAACUUUUUAGUUGAUCACUUGUUUCCACGUCCACGUUUAAGGCUACUGUAGCCGUUUAAAGUUUGCAUAGAAUUUUUUUUUGCAGGAAUACCUGCCAAAAGUGCUGGGAGUGGCGUUCGAGGAGCGGAUCGGCGCGUACCCCGGCUACGACGCGACGACGGAUCCGUCGGUGGCGAACGAGUUCACCUCGUGCGCGUUCCGCUUCGGCCACGGCAUGAUCCAGGAGUUCUAUCCGUUUUUGAACGAGAAAUUCGUGCACGUCGGCGGCAUUCCGUUCAACGACGGCAUGUUCAAAUCGACGCACAUUUUGACGAACGGAAUCGACCCGCUCCUGCGCGGACUCAUGACGCUGCCCGCGAAAAUGCCGCAGAGAUUGACGCCGGCGGUUACGGAACGUAUUUUCGGAAAUUCCGAUCUCGGAUCCAUCAAUAUUCAACGAGGAAGGUACGGUUUCUAGUGGGACCAACUCUCAACUGAUAUUGUACACUUCUAGGUGGUCUUUUUUCUGACUAGUGAGCUACGGUUUCAAAAACGUGCCAAAUUAAUGCGAUUUUAAACAUUUUUCCAUUCAUUGGUCGAGAUUUUUAGAGACCACGGAGUUCCGCCGUACACAGUUUGGCGCAAAUUCUGCGGACUUCCAGAAGUGAAGGAUUUCGAGGAUUUGAAAAAGGUCAUCACGAAUCAGAUUGUCGUCGAAAACCUCAAAGUCGUCUACAAACACGUUGGUGAGGCUUUUUCCGCUACAAAAGUGACCAAAACCGCUAUUUCUUGGCUGCGAGUGGAGAUAUCGAGAAGUGGUCAACUGAUAAAAUGUGCACAAUUUUAUAAUGAACAUUUUGUCAGUUGACAACUUUUUGAUAUCUACACCGGCAGCAGAGAUAUGUUGUCCGAAACAAACGGAUUUUUGAAAAUGCCUCAAAAAAUCGAAACAGUACAAAUCGAUUGAUUUUGCAGACGCGAUCGACAUGUACGUGGGCUCUUUGCUCGAGGAUCCGGUCAAAGACGCGCUGGUCGGACCCACUUUGGCGUGCAUCAUUGGCGAACAGUUCAAGAGGAGCCGCAAUGGCGACAGGCGAGUUAUCACCAUUCUUUCUCUUCGCCAUUUCUCGCUUUUUCCAGAUUAUGGUACGAAAAAGAGAAGGUAUUCUCCGGCGAACAACUCGUCCAACUCAAAAAGAUCACAAUGGCGCGUGUGCUGUGCGACGCCGGAGACCACUUUCCGAUGGUGCCGCGCAAGGCGUUCGCAGUCUUCAAACCGACCGCUUCCACUCUUGUCAAGUAAGUUCCAGACGGGAGUUUAGGACAAAUCGAUAGAGAAUUUCUCGCUCUACAUUUUGUUAGUUGAAAGUUUUCGCGUAUCUCCAACGCCCGCGGAGUUUUGAGCCAAAAACCAACAAAUGUCCGUAUUUUCAGAUGCGAAGAGAUUCCGGAUCUCGACUAUAAUGCGUGGAAAGAAGAGCUCACAGUUUGA